Puccinia graminis f. sp. tritici CRL 75-36-700-3 is the source of this 1016-nucleotide messenger RNA. RefSeq lists its product as uncharacterized. The transcript has 4 exons. The coding region runs from base 103 to 756 and encodes 217 amino acids. The record is from RefSeq and is a predicted model, not a curated record. Lineage: Eukaryota; Fungi; Basidiomycota; Pucciniomycetes; Pucciniales; Pucciniaceae.
AUCCAACAAACAAUCCCAUCCUGCCCACUACCACAUCCAAUAAACACCCAGCCCCCACCACCACCUCAAACCCUUAUAAACAAACACCCACAACAGCUCACCAUGGUUUCCCUGGCCUACUUGAUCACUCUUCUUUCGGUCCUUGUCGCAGUCUCUCGGGCAGACGAAGUGACGGGUGCCAAGGGAGCAGAGGUUGAGGCAAAAUGGUACGGGAACUACUACGGUUCGUAUUCGUAUUCGAACAUGAUCUCCUGGAGCGGUUCCUACUUCAACACUUUCAACCUCAACCCAUGGAUAAACACUUGGGGCAACAUGUACGGCCCCUGCUUCGGAGGGGCGGCCUUCCCCUUCGGGUACAGCCGGUUCUUUGCCAAGGCCACCGAGGCCGAGGCUCACAGCGUCAGCCGACGGGCUACCCGUCUCGAUGCCGAACACCUCUUCCGUCGCGAGUCCAACGAACCGGAUAGUGUCAGCUGUCUGAGCGACAAGGGAGAUUCUCAACUCUUUUCCAAGUCCGAAUGUGCCAAAGCUGCAGAAACCUUGCACCGCGAAAAGGCUCACUCGGCUACCAGUGGAAACUGCAGAUUAUCUCUCUUCACUGAGAAGGACAAAGUGUUCGCCAAAGAUCUCCCGGAAAAAACGCUGCAAGAUGCCGUCCAGAGCAUCUUGAAGACCUGCGGCCAGAAGAGCCAGAGCCCAGGCCAAAAGAGCCACAUCGACGACAAGCAGGCGAUCAUGAUCCUUUCCAAGGCUUAACAGUCUUCUCUACUCGCUCUCCGUCACACUAUCCAGUCGUGCUUUAACUGUCCAUCACUCUUCAUACAUUUUUUUUCUUCUUCUUGCUUCUUGUAUCUAAUCGGUGUAUAAACCUUUUUUGUCCCUCUCAAAAUUACUCUUUGGCCCAAUGUAUCAUGUUGUCGACUGUUGCCUCUAAAGCGUGAUGGCUUCUUUCUCUCGGCUUCGUGCCUACCCCAGCCUCUUUGGCUUGCAUCGCCAGAGCUUCCUCCUCAUUAGCA